AUGGCAGGAAGAAAACCUACAGGUUUAUUUGCUCUUCACAUUGUGUGUUUCCUCUGUGGUGCUACACUGUGUUUGCCCACAACAAAAGUAUCAGACUACGAUGUGGACGGUGGACGAGACCUUGACAUUUUUGAUAUCAAUGAAGAAGCAGGGCUGAAUCUUGUAGAGGGGGACAUUGUAAUUGAUGAGAGGCAAACUCGAAAUUCCCUAAUAGGUGAUGAGUACAGGUGGCCAAAGACAAUCCCAUACUUCAUGCAAGAUGACUUAGAGAUCAAUGCAAAAGGUGUGAUUCUGAAGGCCUUUGAGCAGUACCGGCUCAAGACCUGCAUUGACUUCAAGCCUUGGAAUGGAGAAGCAAACUAUAUUUCCAUCUUUAAAGGGGGCGGCUGUUUCUCCUCUGUGGGUAAUCAGCAAGUUGGGGCGCAGAGAUUGUCAAUAGGGAGAAACUGUGACCGCAUCGCCACCAUUGAACAUGAGUUCCUUCAUGCUCUGGGUUUCUGGCAUGAGCAGUCCAGGGCGGACCGCGAUGAUUAUGUCAAAAUCAUGUGGGACCGCAUCUCAGAGGGUAAAGAACACAACUUUAACACCUACGAUGACACCACCUCCAGCUCUUUGGGCGUACCCUAUGACUAUGGCUCCAUGAUGCACUACAGUAAAAAUGCCUUCCGUAACGGCACAGAGCCCACCAUCAUCACCAAGAUCCCUGCGUUCAGUGAUGUCAUUGGCCAGCGUAUGGAAUUCAGUGACAGUGAUCUGCUCAAGCUCAGUCGCCUCUAUAACUGCACCAAGAGCUCCACGUUCCUGGACUCAUGUGACUUUGAACGUGAGAACAUCUGUGGUAUGAUCCAGGGUCAAGGGGAUGAGGCUGAUUGGGUCAGACUUGCCAAAGCUGCUGGAGGGCCCAACACUGACUACUCCAACAUGGGCAAAUGCACUGGCUCAGGGUAUUUCAUGCACUUCAGCACGGGUACAGCCAACAUUGGAGAUACAGCUCUGCUUGAGAGCAGGCUCCUUUACCCCAAAAGAGGUUACCAGUGUUUGCAGUUCUUUUACUACAACAGUGGCAGCCCCAGCGACACACUGAAGAUCCUUGUCCGAGAGUAUGACCAAGCUAACCCCACCGGAAAACUGCGCCUUAUAAAGACCAUAGAUGGAUCCCCUAAGGAAGAGUGGCAACUUCACCACGUGAGUCUGGACAUCAAAACAAAAUUCCGCGUUGUCUUUCAAGGAACUAAGGAGGGCUCUGGGCCCUCUGAAGGGGGGCUGUCCCUGGAUGACAUUAACCUCUCUGAGACCACCUGUCCAGAGUUUAUAUGGCGAGUGAAAAACUUCAGUCAUGUUAUGGAAACCACCCCACCAAAUACACCUAUCUUCAGCCCCCCAUUCACCUCUAAGGAGAAUUACACCUUCCAGAUGUCGCUGUACCCCAGUGGUAAGGCAGGCUAUCCUGGUGAGUUGUCAGCCUUUGCUCAUCUGGUGGCCCGUGAAGGGGACACUGGGCAGAAAUGGCCAUGUCCCUGGAAACAGAUGACCAUGAUGCUCAUGGACCAGCACCCGCACAUCCAAAAGCGUAUGUCCAACCAGCGCAGUGUCACCACUGACCCCAACAUGAAGGCAACAGACUCUGAGAUGUUUUUCUGGGAUGACCCUCGCAAGGUGGGUGUUGAGGUCACAGAUGCAGAUGGGUCUAAGUAUUUCCGAGGGCCAGGCGCCGGCACAGCAGUGUAUCUCACCCACCUCAGAGCCAAGAGCAGGGAUUUUAUCAAGGGAGGGGAUGCCAUCUUUCUCCUCACCAUGGAGGAUGUGGCCCAUCUGACUGUGAGCCAGCCUCUGCCUUCCACAACCCUGCAACCUGCCACCACCUCACCCCAUGAUGCCUGCACUAACAUACAAUGUCUGAAUGAUGGAGUAUGCGUGGUGGAUGAAGGGAAGGCUUCUUGCAGGUGUGCAGUGGGUGAUGACUGGUGGUACUAUGGGGACAGCUGUCAGCAUAAGGGGUCCGACAUGGACAAAACCACCCUUGCACUCGCCUCCUCUCUGUCUGUAUUGGGAGUCAUGCUGGUGAUUACAGUGGUCAGUGUCGUCUGUUUGAAGAAGAAGUAUAAGAAACGCAGUGAUGACAUAAGUCAUGUCAUAGAAAACAUAAACUCUAAACUCUGAACUUUCCAAUGACAAUUUUGGAAACAGAAGAAAACAGCAAAAAAGAAAAUCUGACUUUAAGUAAAAUAAAUCAGAAUUCAUCAACUGUAUGUUUAUGCUAAAAAUUGUGUAAAUCAGGCUCUGGAGUUAUAGAAUUAAGGUUUUUAACCCCAAUGUCCAAAGGUAAUGACAUGACAUUAUGAUAGAUUGC
Messenger RNA from Thunnus maccoyii (southern bluefin tuna), 2350 nucleotides. It is a transcript of the gene mep1bb, whose product is annotated as meprin A subunit beta b. The transcript has 14 exons. Gene Ontology annotation, biological process: proteolysis. The record is from RefSeq and is a predicted model, not a curated record. Gene Ontology annotation, cellular component: membrane. The coding region runs from base 1 to 2160 and encodes 719 amino acids. Lineage: Eukaryota; Metazoa; Chordata; Actinopteri; Scombriformes; Scombridae. Gene Ontology annotation, molecular function: zinc ion binding; protein binding; metalloendopeptidase activity.